Molecule: messenger RNA, 2481 nt
Organism: Durusdinium trenchii
Lineage: Eukaryota; Dinophyceae; Suessiales; Symbiodiniaceae
Source: the annotation of a GenBank genome assembly
AUGCGGCCGUCAAGGCAGCAGCAUCCCUCUUGGGGCCACCCCCCAAAGACGCAGAAGAAGCCUGCAGUCCCUGCUCUACCGGAGGAGGUCGCUCGAGACGAGCCACAAGACCCUUUCCAACAAGCGGCGGACCCCAUGUUGGCAGCGCUGUCCCUGCAGAGCACUGCAUUGACCAGCCUGGUGGCGCACCUUGCGGGCCACUCGACAGACCCGCUGAUAGACCUGCAAGGAGGAAGCAUCAGCUCCAGUUCGUCCUCAACCCGGGGGGUCGCCAGGCGGGAGAAGAUGCAAAGCGACCUGGCACUCAGACAGAGCAAUUACUGGCUCGCCUUCCUUCAGCAGCUGUCAAGGAGGAUGAACCCCUCUCGCCCGGUGCCAACCUCCACAGAUAUGGCAAAGGAUUCCGAUCUUUCGUUCCUGGCCUAUCUGGAGAGGCACGGUGCCUACAAGCAGUCGAAGGAGAUCGGUACCAUUCUCUGGGUGCUUGGGUAUAUCGUCGAUGCUGCAAUUGCGCAAGACUUCGAUGGUGUCAGAGAACACCUUGCCCUCUUCGCCACGGCUCUGGAUCAGGCGGCCUUGGACCAAGGAUGGUCAACAGCAUUCCUGGUAACUUUGGCCGAGGAGCCACCAGCGACUUUGUUUGCAGAGAAGGGAACCAGCCUCUCGGUGUCCAAGCCUUUCAGCCCAUUGAUGCCAGUUGCAUGGGGGGCCGUAUUGCUGGCCUACCUGAAGGACCUGGAUAUCAUGAACUCCAAGAAGCAGGAGAGUCCAUCCAAGAAGGCGAAGUCCAGAUACCACAGAGGUCUUCACGGAGACCGCUUAGGCCUGAAAGGACUUUGUAUUGACGACUAUUUUGCAAUGAGCCUUGAGACCCUGGGCACGCCGUUGCAGGCCUCGGGUGCAAAGCUGAAGAUCGAUCGGGCCCUUGAGGCCUAUCAGCAGGCUGGGAUUCUGGGAAGUCCUGAGAAGGACGUGCUGGCCGAUAAGGCAAAGAUUGUUGGGGCCGUAUGCAACUCAAGUGCGGAGGCCCGCGCCCAGGGUGUUGUUACCUUAGGCGCCCCUAUUGAGAAGCGUAUUGCACUUUCAGUCAUCAGUCUGCAGCUGUGCACCUUGACGCACACCACAGACGUCUUACAUGUUGAGUCGGACAUCAAACGCAUCGGAGGUUCCGAGUCAUUUGAAGACGAGCUUGAAACGGCAGCGCAGCCGGUUAAUGUCCGUAGGCCGUUGGCCUAUCGUUUCGCGUUCAUCGAGCUUUUUGCGGGGUCCUCAAAGGUCACGGAACAGAUGUCUCAACUCGGGUGGUCAGUAGGCCCGCCCAUCGACCUGAGCUUCAGUCCGGAAUAUGACCUCUCGGCGGUUCAUGGUCAGUACACAAAGUCCAGCGCCAUGUAUACAGACGACCUCGCACAAAACCUUGCUCUGGUGCUCCAUGAUGCCAUUUUGGCAAAGAGGGCCCUCGACGAGGACUGGGACGGAGCCCCUUCCGCGGGACUUGAAAGCCUUCUGGUGAAUCAGCUUGCUCUGGAAGCGCCUUGGCAGACUGAGAAGAAAUGGACCUUCAAAGGAGCCUCGCACAUUAAUAUUCAGGAGUCUGUCUCGGUCCUCAGAGCGAUUGAGCAUGCAUCAAGGAAAGGCUCCCCCCAGAGGACCUCCAUUCUCGUCGAUUCGAACGUCGUUAGAUGUGCGGUUUCAAAAGGACGGACAUCGUCCAGAGGCCUCAUGCCGAUUUUAGCUAAGAUCAAUGCAGUUUCCUUAGCCGCAGGCCAGUACCUGUGUCUGCCCUUUUGUCCUACUCGUCUGAACCCUUCAGACGAUCCCACUCGUGGUGUUGAGCUUAGAUCCCCAGUGCGCGAAGGUGCCACUCUCAGACUGAGCCUCUCGGAGUGGGAGGACGUGGCAAGCCAUAAGGGUCUUAAGAGCACAGCCGCCAACUGGUUGCGUUUUGUAGUUUUGGUGGGCGGGACCCAUCUGUUGAGCCUCAGAGAUCAGAGUUCGUUUAGGCAGCCGCCUGUUUGGGAAUAUAGAUCCUUCCUCAACCGCGCUUUCCCUCGAGAGUUUGAUAGCACACUCGGCUUCCCAGUGACGAUAGAACCCCGGAACCCGGGAGACCAGAGAAGAGCUGACUACCGAAAGAGGAUUGGGCCACUCCCCACUGGCAGACCUGUGCUAAAGGUCACUGAGAAGCGAAGAGAGGUGCUGCUGUCAGCCUUCACGAGGUGGCUGGAAGGACGUGGUGUUGUGGUCGAUGACCUCUUUGUCAACACCUACCAGACUAUAGAGGAAAUCAACACACUGCUGACAGCCUAUGGGCGUGAGCUCCACCUAGCGGGCCGACCGCUGAAUGAUUUCUCUGAGACGAUAAACUCAAUUUCCAGUUGGAAGCCACAGUUGCGCCGGACCCUUCAGGGCGCCUGGGACCUGGCGUAUAGCUGGGGCAAAACAGAACCGGCGGUUCACCACACCGCCAUGCCGGCGCAA